AGAUAAUACACACAUACAUAUAUUAUAUAUUAUAGUCUAGAUCUGGAUUCUAGAUGAUAUAUCGUGUUUUCAAUUUUCAUGGACAUUAGAAAAUUCUUCAGAUUUAAAAUCACUUGAAUGUUCAUAGAUUUUGGGUGUAUCAAAAUUCAAAUCAUUGAGUAAUAGCAAAAAAUCUAUUUUAUUACAUUUUAUUUGAUCUGUGAUAAUAGUUGUUCUAGUUUUUCAUGAAACUCAGGACGGUGGAUUCAACAAGUUCAUUGGCUGGUCUUCAUUUUUUAACACCAUGGUUAAAUUAAAGUUUUAUUAUGACUUUUUGUCACAACCGAGCAGAACAUUGUACAUAUUUAUGAAGAAAACCAACAUCCCCUUUGAACCAAAACCGGUAAAUUUGAGACAAGGAGAUCAACUCGCUAAAGAAUUUGAAAUUUUAAAUCCAUUCAAGAAAGUACCUUUUAUUGACGACAAGGGAUUAGUUUUAAUAGAAAGUGUUGCAAUAUUACGUUACUUGUGUCGAACAUAUAACGUAGCUGACCAUUGGUAUCCAAAAGACAUCCAAAAGCAGGCUCUCGUUGAUCAAUAUUUAGAGUGGCAACAUAAUAAUACUAGAGCUCACUGCACUGAGUAUUUUCGGCACAAAGCAUUGUGGCCGUUAAAAACUGGCCAGGCAGCAAAUACUGAAAAGGUUACAAUACUAGAAAAUAGAAUGAUUGAAAAUCUAGAUUUAUUAGAAAAUAUUUGGUUAAAAGAUAAACCAUUUUUGUGCGGUGACAAAAUUUCUGUGUCUGACCUUGUCGGUGCAUGUGAAGUAGAACAACCAAGAAUCGCAGGUUUUGACCCAUUAGUUAAUCGUCCAAAUUUAACCAAAUGGAUAGCUAGAGUUCAAUCAACGUUUUCUCCUUUUUAUGAAGAAGCACAUCAAGUUGUCGAACAAACUGCCGAUGAAUACAAACGUUAUGUUAGUGAAUUAAGUAAAAAAAAUUAUCAAUCAGUGUGCGAUAGCCUGGAUCAAAGUUCAACCGACCCCAAACUACACUUAAUACUCAACAAUAUGUUCACUAAGAUUGAAAUAAUAUCGUUAAUUCAUUCACCAGAAAAUUGGCAGUUGUACUGUAUUCAAAUAAUUAAUAUUCAAGCAGAUACAUACCCGAGUUCUGAUGCGCAAAUGUUCAUAUGGCACAAACUCUGGUCGAGAUGUGUGUUUUUCAUGUUCCAAAUGUCCGUUGAUGCACUUUCUAAAGCCUUCGACUCUUCGAGUCUUAACUCAAAUAACAUGGCAAAAUUAACAUAUUAUUACAAUUUAUUGUCACAACCGUGCAGAGCAUUGUACAUGUUUUUUAAAAAAGCCGAAAUUCCAUUCGAAGGAAAGGUUGUGGAUUUACUGAAAGGAGAACAGUUCACAGCAGAGUUUGAGGCCAUAAAUCCAUUUAAAAAGGUACCAGUCAUCAACGAUAAGGGAUUUGUUCUUAUUGAAAGCAUAGCAAUUCUGCGUUACGUUUGUCGUACUUAUAAUGUGGCAGAUCACUGGUACCCUAAAGACUCAGUGAAACAAGCACAAGUAGAUGAAUACCUUGAAUGGCAGCAUACAAAUACUAGAGCAGAUUGUGCUCUCUAUUAUUUACAUAAAGUUUUGUGGCCAGCUAUGUAUGGAAAACCUGUAAAUGAACAGAGAGUUGCCCAAUUAGAAAAAAAAAUGAUCACAACUUUAGACCUCAUAGAAAACGUUUGGCUAAAAAAUAAAAUGUUUUUGAGUGGAAAUGAAAUUUCCAUUUCUGAUAUUAUUGCUAUUUGUGAAAUCGAACAAACAAGGAUGGCUGGUUUCAAUCCAUAUGUCAAUCGUCCAAAUUUAUCCAAAUGGAAAAUGAAAACAGCAUCAUAUUUAAGCCCAUAUUAUGAAGAAGCUAAUGAAAUACUUGAAGUACAGGUUGUUAAAUAUAAUAAAAAAUAUGGUAAACUAAAUUCACACAUUUAAUUUUACUUAUUGUAUAAUUAAUGCUUUGUAGAAUAUUCGAAGAUACUAUGAUAUAGGUUCUGUUGGUGGUUUAGGUUCUUUCAUGGUAUUUUUUUUAUGGAGACACUUUUUGAUCUUUUUUUUCUUCAACUUUGUUUCACUGUGAUAACAAAACCACUGUUUUUUUUUUAUGUUAAGUGCCUCAUUAUUUUAGCAAAGUUCUGGUUUCCAUACAAUGUGGGAAAUGUUUUAUAGCGUAUAUUGAUAUUGGAUAUUUAUUUUAUAUAGUAUACAAGGUGACUGAUUUAAUAUAAGAAAUUUAUUAUUUGAGUAUCUUAUGAUCACCCUAUUUAGGGAUCAAGUAUUAUGAAUUUGCAUAACUUAAUGUUAUUUUAUCUCUCCUCAUAUUUAAUUUUUACAUUUAGUGUUUGUUAAUAACACUAAUGAAUAUAAUUUAUAUUACUUUUAUGACUAAUCUUUUAAUCAUGUAUCAUUUUUGUAAACUAUAAUCAUGGCAAUUUUUUGGAACUUUCAUAUACUCAGCUAGUCAGGCAUAUGGGUUAAAGCAAUUUCUGAAAAAUAUCGCUUUAAAAUUUAGUGUAAGAUUAACAUCAAAUGUUACUUGUUGAAAAGAAAAUUUGCAAGAAGAUGGUUCUUUUGCCAUGUGAAAAAGACAAACAAAUGUUAAGGAUCUGAGAAAUUAUGUGAAUCUAUGUUU
Molecule: messenger RNA, 2666 nt
Organism: Myzus persicae (green peach aphid)
Lineage: Eukaryota; Metazoa; Arthropoda; Insecta; Hemiptera; Aphididae
Exons: 12
Coding region: 284-1969 (561 amino acids)
Biological process (GO): glutathione metabolic process
Cellular component (GO): cytoplasm
Molecular function (GO): glutathione transferase activity
Source: RefSeq, a predicted model, not a curated record